Messenger RNA from Chelonia mydas (Green sea turtle), 3169 nucleotides. It is a transcript of the gene B3GAT2, whose product is annotated as beta-1,3-glucuronyltransferase 2. Gene Ontology annotation, cellular component: Golgi membrane. Gene Ontology annotation, biological process: chondroitin sulfate proteoglycan biosynthetic process; carbohydrate metabolic process. Gene Ontology annotation, molecular function: galactosylgalactosylxylosylprotein 3-beta-glucuronosyltransferase activity. The transcript has 3 exons. NCBI's taxonomy places the organism in Eukaryota, Metazoa, Chordata, Testudines, Cheloniidae. The record is from RefSeq and is a predicted model, not a curated record. The coding region runs from base 1174 to 1977 and encodes 267 amino acids.
CAGUCUCACACAUAGCCCUGCAAAGCCGACCAUUCCCUCGCCUUCAGCCGCGAGAACUGCCUGCUCUAACAUCCCGCCUUGGAGCGGUUGGCAUUUUGUUUUCUCUGGCCCAAGCAGGGAAUGGAAUGUUUCAGAAGACAAGCUGGAUUCAGCCGAUGAUGUCUGUCCAUGCGUUUGUUACCGUCUCCCGGAGCACAGGCACUGUCUCGCUGCAGCCACGCCAGCCACGAGCUUCAGGGCGCGUUACAGCUGCCACAUUUGCUAAACAAAAGAAGUUUAAGGGCGACUCUUUCGAGCGGGCGAGGCAGAACAAUAGCUGUCUCACAGCCAGGCGCCCGGCCAGGCGGUAGCUCCUUCUGCACGCAGAAGGCUACCCUGGGGCCCGCUGGCCCCUCUGCGGAACCCUUCGAGGGUUUCCUUUGCCCUGUGGAGCCCCAUCCCGCAGCACACAAACCCGCGCGCCUGGCUUACGCGACUGGGCGGGAAGGCUGAUUAAAACUCACAGCAUUGGUUCGUUAGUGGUGUGAACCCCCCGCCCCCGAUGCUCCGGUCCCUGGAGUUUUAAGCACGUGAGCACACGACGCUGCCUGUUCUCCAAAGACCCCGCAGCCUUUCAGGAGGGAGCCAGCGCGCCAACCUCUCCAGCCAGCUCCACCGGCGAGUCCCCGCUCCGCCCGCGCACCCGAGGAGCCUCCCUCCCCGCGGCGGGGCUCCGCGCCUCGCCGCCACCAGCGCCGCGCACAGGACUGUCCGGCAGGCAUCCGAGGAGGGAUGCUGCGAGGGCAAGAGGCGGCGGAACGGCGGCAAGAGGCGGCGUAGGGCGGCGAGGAAAGCAGGCAGCCCCCGGCAGGGCUGGCCGGGCGAAGAGGGGAACCACAGGCGCCCUGGGCAGCGGCUGGGCUCCCUCCCUGCCCCGGCUCUGCGCCUGCCCCAGCGCCAUGUGACUGACCCGCUCUGUGCAGCCCAGGGCAGAACGUCGGACUCGGUCCCCGGGGCAUUGACCCGCCCGCCCAGGCUGACCCCAGGCCCCCUUGUGAUCGCUGGGGCUGCCCCCCUCCGCCCGGCCGCCAUGCGCUGAGAGCCCCCGGCCCGCAGCCCUGCUCCCAUGGGGAGGGGAGCCCAGGCGGCGGCCGCUGGCGCUGUGAGGGCGGCGCCCUGCUUGGCCGGGGCAGCAUGAAGUCCCUGCUCCUCAGCCGCUUCCUGCUGCUGCUACCCUGGGGGCUCAUCGUCAUCCUCCUGCUGGACACGGACAGCAGCCGGGCGCCGCCCGCGCCCCCGGCCCGGCCCCCGCAGCAGGCGGGCCCCCGGCGGCCGGCGCUGCCCCCCAUCUAUGCCAUCACCCCCACCUACAGCCGCCCGGUGCAGAAAGCCGAGCUCACCCGCCUGGCCAACACCUUCCGCCAGGUGGCGCGGCUGCACUGGGUCCUGGUGGAGGACGCGGCCCGGCGCAGCGAGCUGGUGAGCCGCUUCGUGGCGCGGGCCGGCCUGCCCUGCACCCACCUGCACGUCCCCACCCCUCGCAGGUACAAGCGGCCCGGCCUGCCCCGCGCCACCGAGCAGCGCAACGCCGGGCUGGCCUGGCUCCGGCAGCGACACCAGCACCUGCCGCCGCCGCAGCCCGGGGUGCUCUUCUUCGCCGACGACGACAACACCUACAGCCUGGAGCUCUUCGAGGAGAUGCGUACAACCCGCAAAGUAUCCGUGUGGCCUGUGGGACUAGUGGGAGGUCGACGGUAUGAGCGCCCUGUAGUGGAAAAUGGGAAAGUUGUUGGCUGGUAUACUGGCUGGAGAGCAGACCGGCCGUUUGCCAUUGAUAUGGCAGGCCUUCAGACAGCUAGCUAUCAUGCAUGGCCCAGGUGUUCAACAGUACUGGCUGGGCUGAUGUGGAGAGAGCUGGAUGUCAACACUGAGCAGGAGGGAGGCAAUAUGAAAUCCUGUGAAACUCCACACAGCAGCAGUCCUAGGAAUGAAAAGUAAUUGCCUAACACAACCCUGUGGAAUUACUCAAUAAAGAAAGAAUGGAACUGUCCAAGAGCAAGCACUGCCCUGACAGAACUGCUAAGCAAUGUUCUCCUGCUUUGGUGCACACGCACAAGCCUGGAAUUCCUGGCUGGAACCACCCGAAGAACUUCUUCAGUUUCCAGCAAACAAGUAAAUCCACUUAGAGGGCGAUAGAGUAAAAUGGAAGAACAUGAUAACACCUGGAUUAAUUUUAGGGAAGCUUUAGAUGUCUGCUUUACAAAACUCCUGAUGUCCGUCUGUAACACACAAAGAAAAUGUACAUCCUUGGAUAAAAAAAAGAGAAAGAGAAUGCUUCUAAUUUAAGCAGCAUUACAAAACCCUGUUACCAACAUAUCUGCUUUAGUAGUGCUGCCAUGACAGUACUCUCUGCAGUGAAUUUAAGCGCUUGGCUUGUGAAUCUCCAAAGCUGGAUGGACCUGAGGCUGCUGUUGUAUCCAAACGCGGGUGGAGUGAGCUGUAGUGUGAUGUUCUACUGCUGGGCAUUCCCAUCAUGGAAAGCCCUGGGACAUUUCUCAAAGAUGCUAUUUUCAUGUAUUUUGCUUAGAGGCUAAGCCAGGGAUGAAUGUUUUCAGUGCCAGAUUUAUUUUUAAAACCCUAAUCUACUCUUUAAAAGAAGCUGUCCUGCUGUGGAAUGAGAUGGGGUUUUUUGCAGGGAGAUAAGGGCUAGGCUGAAGCCCAUAACCAACAUUAAGGUUUUUACUUCUAACCAACUUUCAAAUCUAUGAGUGUAUGUUGCCUUAUUUCCUAGGCUUGGGUAAGUCUGGUUUUGGAAGCCAGAGAAUCUCUGAGGUUGGGAUACUGCUCUUAAAGAGAGUACAUGCAAGUUACUUUAGAGCUGAUAAGCUUUUUGUGGUGCUUGUUCCUUGAAAGCUACUCAGAAAGAAUGUUGUCAGUCAGGAGUUAAUUUUCUCAUCUGUGAUAAUGGCCAGCAGUGUAACCACUGCCACUAAGGAGCUAACAUUCACAACUGCUUGCUUUAAACAAAGGGAUUUAUGUGUACCCACAGAUUAAUCUAAGCAGCAAAUGCUGUGCAGAAUAACAAUUUUCUUUAUAACUUCCCACAGAAAAGCAGCAGUGGCUGGGCAAAUUGUUAGAAAUGUAUUCUUUAACUAGACAAUGAUAAACAACAUGUUCUUGAAUCGACUAG